Messenger RNA from Moneuplotes crassus, 522 nucleotides. The record is from the annotation of a GenBank genome assembly. Lineage: Eukaryota; Ciliophora; Spirotrichea; Euplotida; Euplotidae.
AUUAAAUAUGAAAGAUAUUGAAGUUGAUAGCGAGAGCAGCGAGUCUGAAAUUGAUGAGAAUGAUCCAUUAGCUCCUCAGUUACAUUAUAUUAGAAGGCAAAAACAGUUAGAAAGAGAAAAGAAAAGAAGCAAUAAAUGGGUGAUAAAAGCACUUAAAAUGGGGCCUUGCUUGAGGAAAAUCGAGACCUUUGGCAAAUAUUUGCUGAUUCUUGGAGUCUUGGGAGUACUUUUGUACCUUAGCAGUGACAAACUCACAGAGUUUAAUAAAUAAAAUGACAAAGAAGUACCAGAACAAGGAAGAUUCUAUGUGGGACGAUGACACUAGUCAGAAUACAUGGAUUUUCCAGAUGUAUAUAGACCUUUUGUCAAAGAAUUUUAGCAUUUUUGCUUUAAAAGAGAUGAGCUUUUACAUAAUCCUUACAAUUGUAAUUCUCAUUGGAUUUGGAUACUUGAGCUACGAAAAUCACCAGUAUGACCUUCAAAUGGAGGUAUUGGAGAACCAACAGAGAGAAAAGAAUGAAA